Molecule: messenger RNA, 1882 nt
Organism: Haliotis rufescens (red abalone)
Lineage: Eukaryota; Metazoa; Mollusca; Gastropoda; Lepetellida; Haliotidae
Exons: 3
Coding region: 1039-1611 (190 amino acids)
Source: RefSeq, a predicted model, not a curated record
UAUCGCAUUUCCAUGAUAAUACAUCAAAUGUUUUGAAUGAUUGCGGAAACCUAACUUCACACAUCUGAAAGAGAAUAUUUUAUAUUGAAUCUGUUUUUUUACAGUUUUAUUGUAUAUACCUUUUUUAUGAUUGCAAAGAUUAUUCCUGUGGCUAUACGGCUGAAAUGUUGACGAAAUGAUGUUGUGUAACACAAUCACUAACUGAAACAGGAACGCGGCUAUUGAGAUAACCUACAACGAUAACAUCAAACCCUAUUGUAAUAACUAACCUGGCCGUCUAUGUGAGCAUUGUCAAAACCUGUCAGUUCUCGUGUGUUUGACACAUGUGCAGGGCUGUAGGUCACCAGAUCCACUUUCUUACCUCUUACGAGCCGCAUAGACUGCAAGUGACCAAACAUAACCGGGAACUAGAUGUUUUAGAAUCAAUGCAGAAACUGAUCAUUGUUUUUGCAAGGAAAGGGCAUUGUUAUACAGGAUAUAUGAAGUCUACUGGUAUAAGUAUAUUUAAGCCUCGCUUAAUUGGAUAUGUGUUAAAUGCUUCUUCAAAACCGAUGUUAAACUGUUCGUGCUUGUGAAUUAUGUUACCUUUCUUUUGCCUCACAUCAUCAAUACCCCACGGGCUUGACAGCACUGCAUUCUUCUAUAUGAAGCAAUGUCAACACACAUCGUUCUUUACUAUAAGGUAGCAAUAUAGUGUAAAGACGGAAUAUAUAAAUAUUUAAAAGCACAAAUAUAUUGGCAUACAAAUAUAUAUAACUAUAAAUAAUAAAUACACAUAUAUAUUUGUGUUAGUUUUAAGCCACACACAAACCUACAAACAUAUGAGGCUAUGACAAUGCGAGCAUGUUAUUGAUUUUGCCAUGUAACCUGCCAAACAUAGCACUGACCAAAGAUAAUAGAACUUCAGGACAGAAGACGGAUCCUUGUCAGACAUUGAAGGCUUUUUUAGCAAUGGUUUUAAACUCACUAACGAGGCCGUAGAGUCAACUAAACAACUGCUAAACAAGGUAACGUCUUCUUUGGACAACCACACAGCAGAUGAGGAGUAGAGCUGACCGGACAGAAGAUCUACAAGUUACGACAUCAUCGGCUUCUUCUUUCAAAAGGAUGUUGCAGGAGUCUCACAUUGAGAAACAAUAUACGAGGACAGGCGUAGGCUUUGUACCUGCCAACCUGACCCACCUUUCCUCCGCAAUCCAGGGAGCAGGACUGAUAAGGUCAGUCACGUACUUCCCAACACAGAGGCCGGGAUAUGUACCAGGGGCUGACAGAUACAUUGCCAUCACACUGACACCUGCAGAAUUUCAAAAGGUCGCUGAUGUGGACAAGACGAUUUCCAGUGGAGAUGAAGCCAUUUCAUGUCCGCACCUUGAAUGGCACUGCAGUACAGCGAGUGACGACAUCACUGUAUCUGAUACUUUGGUAACAAAUGAAAAGCCCAAGACUCCGCCCAAAGACAUAGAAUGUCGAAAAAGGUCGUGGAGACGUCUGUUGACAUCAAGACCUUUGGUUAUCAGAGGUGGAAGCCGAGAGAUGUUUCUGGUGAAAGUCAGCUUCUCUUUGAAAAAAGGGUCACUGAGAAAAGAAGCAUGGUGUUUGAGACAGCAAUGAUUGCCAACCCUGCAGAUACUUGCUGGAACCAAUCAACUGGACUGAGUGUACGUAUCAUAGGAUGUCCAAAGCAUAAGCACCAGCUUUGUCUCUGGGUGAGGUUUGAUGGCAAACUCCUCUCUGAUAUACCUAUUGUUUGCAAUCAAAUUGGUAAGGCAGGUGCCUUACAUCUAGACACUCUACUGGGCGGUAGGAGCAGUAAGAUUUAUGUUGUUGACAUUGGCAACACUACAGUGAUUCAGUCUGUGACUGACACUGUGUGUGAAAGAAC